AUGAGGAGAAAGGAGAUCAUAAAGGAAAACAUCGGAGCAGUGACUCGCACUUGGAGCUCACAAAACUCCACACGUCCUGUAAAGGAUAAAGAAGUCUCGCGGAAGCCAGACCUUGCACUGUUGGAUGACGUGGAGGCUCGGUGGGACACCAUCAAGGCAGUCUGCGAGUUGACGUCGCAACUGUACACUCCUACAGGGACGAUUGGAAAGACGAUCGACAGCAAGGCUUACCUUCUCUUGAGACGCCAACCUUGGAGGCGGUUUGUUUUGCUCUUCUCCCUUACCCACGAAUAUCGUGAAUUGCGAGUUCACAUGUACGAUCACGCAGGUGGUGUUGUGACGCCUCCCAUCCAUAUCGACAGCGCUCCAAACCAUUUCCUAUACAUCUUAUCCGGUGUCGUCUUCGGCAAUCUUGAUUGUAUCGGGUACGAUCCUUCAAUCAAUCCUCUUCGCAGAUCUUUUUCAGACCCGAUUGGCAGGAUCACAGUGAACGACCACACGUACGAUAUCCUCGAAGUCAUAUUCUCCAGUCAGGGGCUUGUUGGGCGCGGCACCGUCUGUUAUUUAGCGAGGAGGGACGAUGAAGAAUACAUCAUCAAGGAUCAUUGGGUCCUUGGGGGUAAAGAUGCGGCGUUGAACGAGGUUAGGAUGCUGCGGGAGAUGCAAGGAGUCCGUGGUGUGCCAGAACUAGUGGAAUAUUGGCUUGUUGAGAUCGCGCCCAAUGAGGUUGAUGAAACAAUGAAUUAUCGAUACAAGGUUUUGGGAAGUAUCAAAGGGACCUCUCGUACGCACGUUCGUUUGGUUUUGAAGCCUCGCGCUCGACCUUUGCAUGCGUUCCGGACAAAGUUAGAGUUAGUGAGCGCUCUUCGGGACAUUGUCAUAGUUCAACGUACAGCGGUCGAGGAUCGUGGAGUUCUUCACCGUGACUGCAGCCUUAAUAACGCUAUGAUUGAGGAUGAUGGCGACGGGACCAAUGGACUCUUGAUCGAUUGGGAAUUCGCUGUCCAUAUUGAUGCGGAGGCUGUUGGCGAUGUUGCAACAUCUGCUCGCAGCUGGAAGGCGAAGCUUGCCACGUCUUCCCUCACAAAACCGCCCCCCCUUAUCCUACAACACUACCAUGACGAUCUCGAAUCGCUUUUUUACGUUUUCGUGUGCAUCUGCAUUGAAUACAGGGGUCCCCUUGGAGUUAAACGCGAUCUGUCGGCUGAUAGGAGUCAAGAGUGGUUGCCGCAUCUAUGGUCCGCCGACACGUUCAAAGCAGGCAGCGAUGUGAAGACUUCGUUUUUUUUCCACCCCAAUGCAGACAAACUCAAGAAACAAUUUCACCCCUACUUCGACACGCUAAUCCCACUCGCGACACAAUGGUAUGACUUGAUCAGGAACAAAGGGCCAUCAAGUGCAGUUACUUUCGGGGAGGUCCUCGAUCUGUUGGAAACGCAUCUCGCUGAACUUCCGAAGGACGAGCCUUCCCCUGAGCUUCUAUUUGCAAAGAAGUUCAUCGCGGCACUCCCGAAAAAGAGACACGCGAGUGACCUUGAGGGUGAUGAUGAUCGGGAUAAGUAUAUAAACGAACCGCCGAAUACAGAACGUAACAUUAUCCACGGUCGGAUGGGCUGGACGAUGGAAGUUGCACCCCAGCCCAAGCGAAGCAGAACUACUUAA
Molecule: messenger RNA, 1662 nt
Organism: Suillus clintonianus
Lineage: Eukaryota; Fungi; Basidiomycota; Agaricomycetes; Boletales; Suillaceae
Exons: 4
Coding region: 1-1662 (553 amino acids)
Biological process (GO): protein phosphorylation
Molecular function (GO): protein kinase activity; ATP binding
Source: RefSeq, a predicted model, not a curated record